AUGCGCACUGUCGUGUACGGCAGGUCGUCCCACGCGACGGCCGCCGCGACGGCCGCCUUGAUGGCCGACAUCCAGAGGGAGGGCCUCCCCGAGGCGUUCAGCGCGUCGACCUUGGCCAGGCACCGCGAGGCCAGAGUCAUGGAGGACACGAGUUUCGGCCCCGUUCUCGUGGAGAAGCGGCUCGGGUCAUCGGACGUGCGCGCGUGGUUCCAGCAUCCAUUCGCGUGGCUCGAGGCGGCCUGCAGGACAUCACCCUCGUACCAGGAGAUGUUCCUCGAGUUGGCGGCCAAGCAUCAUGGGACGAUGAACGUGUAUAUCUAUAGCGACGAGAUCGUCCCUGGCAACGUCUUGGACGGCAAGAACCGUCGCAAGACGCAAGCAUUCUAUUGGAGCUUUGCCGAGCUCGGUUUUCCGGCCCUCAGCAACGAGCUCUGCUGGAACACCAUUGCCGCGAUGCGUAGCAGCAUCUUGGACGAUGUGGUAGGUGGCGUGUCCACGGUGAUGAAGGAGUGCCUGAAGCUUUUCUUCGGCCUGCCUGCAGGGCCCGAUCUCCGACGUGGAGUUGCUCUGCGCAUCGGCGGCCAGGGCAAGCUGCAGAUCAUGAUCCAGGACGAGCGGGCCCGCAAGUUCGUGCUGCAGGUGAAGGGCGCCACGGGCAUCAAGCCCUGCAUGCUGCGCAAGAACGUCGUGUGCCCCAGAAGCGAUCUUCCCCCUGACCCGACUGGGUGGUUGAUCCCAGCGCACUGCACCGACGUCAGCCUCUUCGAUCUCUACACGACCGAGGAGAUCAUGGCGGUUCAGCGGCGCCUCAGUGAUGCAGCCGAUGCUGGACGGUGGGCCGAGGUCAAGCGGCUCGAGGUCUUGUUCGGGUGGUCCUACCAGCGCGACGGCCUCCUCCAGGACAGGCAUCUGGCGGUGCCAGUUGCGGAGGCCACCUCUUGGGACUGGAUGCACUGCUAUAUGAUAGGUGGGCUAUUCGAGAGGGAGGUGGACGAGAUGCUGGGUAGGUUGUCGAGCAUUCGUAGAGGACACGACUGCCUGCGCGAUUAUCUUCAGGCUUGGUGCUGGCCGAGGGGCUAUGCGCAUGCAAAGAAUACCAUGAGUGGUGGAACAAUGCAGGGCUCCGCAAGUGAAUAUGUUUCGCUCGCGCCCGUUCUUCAGCGGUAUCUCAGCGAUGUGGUUUCGAACGCCGAUGGCGCAGAUGAGCUUAAGGGCGAGAUUAUUAGUGCAUUUUGUUCGUGCGAUGUGAUUAACUUGUUGAUCAUGGCCAAUUGUGGCCACGUGCAGCCUUUCAUGCUAGCCCAGGCGAUUUCAUCCCACAUGGAGCGCCACAGAGCGGUCUACGGGGUCCAGCUUUUUAAGCCGAAGGACCAUUGGAUUUUCCAUUUGCCAUCUCAAUUGGAGCGGCACAGAUGCCUCCUCUCAACUUUCCUCAUGGAGAGGAAGCAUCGCGUUAUAAAGCGCUUUGCUGGCGGGCGGCACAAUACGAAAGGGUAUGAAAAAGGCAUAAUGCAGGAGGUGACGCUGCAGCACCUCCACGACGUGGAGCAUCAUGCACUUUUCGGCGUGGACCUCUUGGGCCCUAAGCCCGCCAGCCGCCAGCUCAUUUCGUCCAUCAGUAAAGUUUUGCCUCUGCCCAUCGGCAGCGAGAAG
Messenger RNA from Prorocentrum cordatum, 1653 nucleotides. The record is from the annotation of a GenBank genome assembly. Lineage: Eukaryota; Dinophyceae; Prorocentrales; Prorocentraceae.